AUGGCUGACACCAUGCUACUCUCUUCAGCCGUCCGUUUGCCCACUCCUCCACCAGGCGGAGAUUACUCGCCUGGACCAUCCAACGCGAGAAAACGAUCACCACCAUCGAGAUCGCCUUCACCCAGAAGAAGGAGGCCUGCACCAGCAGAGGAUGAGAAGCGUCGAGACACAGAUGGGCCAUCAGCCGAUCAAGAAAUGGAUGAGCGAGAAAGACAACUGCGCGAGAGGUUUCGACCACGAGAAACCGACACUGCCCGAAGGAAGCCUUUGACAGCGGAAGAGAAACAAGCCGCUGCGAAAGCAGAAUAUGAAAAGCUACUUACAAUGCGCUCUGGAGGAACAUACAUUCCGCCUGCCCGCUUACGCGAAUUGCAAUCCCAGAUCACCGAUAAAUCUAGCAAAGAGUAUCAGCGGAUGGCUUGGGAGGCUCUCAAGAAAUCCAUCAACGGUCUCAUCAACAAAGUGAAUGUCUCGAACAUAAAGCACAUUGUUCCAGAGCUAUUCAAUGAGAACUUAGUCCGAGGGCGCGGCUUAUUUUGCAGAAGUAUUAUGAAAGCGCAAGCAGCUUCUCUUCCAUUCACUCCAAUCUAUGCAGCAAUGGCGGCUAUUGUGAACACCAAGCUACCGCAAGUGGGCGAGCUUCUGCUAAACCGGCUGAUCGUUCAAUUUCGAAAGGCUUUCAAGAGAAACGACAAAGCUGUUUGCCUUUCUUCGAGCACAUUCAUCGCCCAUCUGUGUAAUCAACAAGUCGCUCAUGAAGCCGUAGCCGCACAAAUACUCUUGUUGCUCCUGCACAAACCUUCGGAUGAUUCUGUCGAGAUUGCUGUAGGGCUGACACGAGAGGUGGGACAACAUCUGGAAGAAAUGAGCCAACCUAUUGCUCUUGCAGUCUUCGAUCAAUUUCGAAGUAUCCUUCACGAGGCAGACAUUGAUAAGCGAGUGCAGUAUAUGAUUGAAGUUCUCUUUCAAGUUAGGAAAGACCGCUACAAGGACAAUCCGGCCAUUCGGGAGGAACUCGACCUCGUUGAAGAAGAAGAUCAGAUUACCCAUCACGUCGAUGUAACCGACGAAGACAUCCAAGUUCAGGACACGCUGAAUAUUUUCAAGUUUGAUUCGGAAUGGGAGGAGAAUGAAGAGGCAUACAAAAUGCUCAAGGCUGAAAUCUUGGGUGAAGCCAGCGACGAUGGAGAUGAAGAUGAGAGUGGCUCGGAAGAUAGUUCGGACGAAGAGGGAGCCGAACAAGAACGUGCGAUGGAAAUCAAAGAUCAAACCAAUACAGAUCUUGUCAACCUUCGCCGCACGAUUUACCUGACGAUCAUGUCGAGUUUGGACUUCGAGGAAGCCUGCCACAAGUUGAUGAAAGUGCAACUGCCUGCAGGUCAAGAGUCAGAACUCCCGUCAAUGAUCAUCGAGUGCUGCUCUCAAGAGAAAACUUAUUCCAAGUUUUUCGGACUGGUUGGUGAACGAUUUGCAAAGCUCAAUCGGCUUUGGACGAACUUGUUCGAGGAGUCUUUCGCCACAUAUUACGAUACAAUUCAUCGCUACGAGACCAAUCGCCUACGAAAUAUUGCUCGCUUUUUUGGCCACCUCUUGAGCACGGAUGCUCUCGGGUGGCAUAUUUUCUCUGUCAUCCAUUUGAACGAAGACGAGACAACUUCGAGUAGCCGUAUCUUCGUCAAAAUAUUGUUCCAGGAUCUAGCAGAGGCCAUGGGUCUGCCCAAACUGAAAGAAAGGAUGAGGGAUGAGAUUCUCCGCCCCAGUUUCGCAGGCAUCUUCCCAAUGGACAACCCGAGGAAUACUCGGUUUUCCAUCAACUAUUUUACCAGUGUUGGCAUGGGCAUUCUCACCGAGGAGAUGCGCGAGCAUCUCAAGAAUCUUCCCAAACCAGAACCAGCCGCGUUACCCGCCCGGAGCGAUGAUAAUUCUGACUCCGAAAGUCUACACUACCAGCAGAUCUCGCAGCCAGACUCCAUCCCGUGA
Molecule: messenger RNA, 1980 nt
Organism: Exophiala aquamarina CBS 119918
Lineage: Eukaryota; Fungi; Ascomycota; Eurotiomycetes; Chaetothyriales; Herpotrichiellaceae
Product: pre-mRNA-splicing factor cwc22
Exons: 2
Coding region: 1-1980 (659 amino acids)
Biological process (GO): mRNA splicing, via spliceosome
Cellular component (GO): catalytic step 2 spliceosome
Molecular function (GO): protein binding; RNA binding
Source: RefSeq, a predicted model, not a curated record